AUGGACAGAGUCCCUUCAGCUCUGGAGCUGCCCCAGCCUCUGCUGCCGCACCAGAGGGACAGCCGGAGGGGUCUGGGAGAGGAGGAGCAGCACCUGCUGAGCAGCACGGCCGCUGUCCAGACGCUGGCCAACGUCAUCCGGCCUUGCUAUGGCCCACACGGCCGGCAGAAGCUGCUGGUGACCGCGAAGGGAGAAACAGUGUGCACGGGGCACGCCACCGCCAUCCUCAGGGCCUUGGAGCUGGAGCACCCAGCGGCCUGGUUCCUCCGCGAGGCAGCCCAAACCCAAGCAGAGAACACUGGGGACGGCACGUCCUUCGUGGUCCUUCUGACGGAGGCCUUGCUGGAGCAGGCAGAGCACCUGCUGAAGGCCGGCCUGCCACGCUCGCAGCUCCGGGAGGCCUUCACCGCAGCCACCGCGGAGGCGUUGAGCGCACUGCCCACACUGGCCAUCCGCUCUCUGGGGCCUUUAGAAGACCCAUCCUGGGCCCUUUACUCCGUGAUGAAUACCCAUGCCCUGUCCCACGCGGAGUACUUGACCAAGCUGGUGGCCCACGCGUGCUGGGCUAGCAGGGAACUGGACGGCAGCUUCCGGGCUGAGCGCGUGGGGGUGUGCGCACUGCAGGGAGGGUCGCCGGAGGAGUCCUGCCUGCUCCCGGGCUUGGCGAUGGCUGGGAAGCUCUGCGGGCAAAUGACCACAGUGUUAAAUGGGGCCACAGUGGCUCUCUUUGCUUGUCCCUUUGGUCCUGCCAGUCCCAAUGCACCCGCAACUGCCCGUCUCUCUAGUCCUGCUGACCUGGCUAAAUAUAGAAAAGGAAUCGAGCAAUUGAUAGAAAAGCAAGUGUCCCAGCUGGCAGCCAUGGGUGUCAACGUGGCAGUGGUGUGGGGGGAUAUCGACGAGAAGACUCUCACGCUGGCGGACAAGUACCGCCUGGUGGUGAUUCAAGCCAGGUCUCGGGCGCAGCUAAUUUACCUGAGCGAGGUGUUCAGCACACCUUUGCUGACUGGUCUGCUCCCUCCGCAGAAGCCAGGGAGGUGCCAGAGUGUUUAUAGGCAGGAAGUGGGAGAAGAUGGGGCCAUAGUAUUUGAGUGGGAAUGCACAGGCACGCCUGCCCUCACCGUGGUCCUGAGGGGAGCCACCACCCAGGGGCUGCGUGGGGCGGAGCAGGCUGUGUACCACGGCAUCGAUGCCUACUUCCAGCUGUGCCAAGACCCCAGACUGAUUCCAGGCGCAGGGGCCACAGAGAUGGCCCUGGCGAAAAUGCUCUCAGAUAAAGGAAGCAAGUUGGAAGGGCCCAGUGGUCUUGCAUUCCUGGCGUUUGCCCGGGCCCUGAGGUCUCUUCCUAAAACCCUGGCAGAGAAUGCAGGUUUAGUUGUUUCGGAUGUGAUGGCAAAAAUGAGUGGAGUUCACCAAGCUGGGAACUUCCUAAUUGGAGUGGGAGCUGAAGGGAUAAUAAAUGUGGGCCACCACGAAGGUGUGUGGGACACCCUGAUGGCCAAAACCCAAGCAUUUCGGGCAGCAACUGAGGUGGUGCUGCAACUUGUGACUGUAGAUGAAAUUGUAAUGGCCAAGAAAAGCGGCACACAAGCGAAAAUCUUGAUUCCUGACUCUAAGAAGGCAAAGAGACUCCUCCCUGCUGGGAAAGGGGAGAACUGCAUCUCGAUCCUAGGUCUGGGUCGAUGUGGGCUUAACAAGGCAUUUUCCAUUUCAAACCCCCCAAGCAGUAAAGACGCUGCUCUGGGUCACCUGUACGCUCGCCCCGCGCCCGGCUGUGCUACGAGCGCCGAGCCACCCCGCCCUGCCCGGCAGCUGGGCAGCGGGGGGCAGCUGAGCAAAACGCGAAACCUGGAGAAGGGAUUCUUUGCCUUUUACAUCAGGGAAGAAAGGAAAACAGUAAGUCGAGAAAAGAAAAAGGAGUCGGGAGGUAUGUGGGAAGAGAAGGGGUUUGGAGGCAGGUGUAGAAAAACUCCACAGCGGCAGAAACUCCACAGUGCUCCGGCUCCUGGAAUGGGCAGGAAGUGGGAGAGGGAGAGACCUGGAGAAAAGGAGGAGAGGAGCAUGACUGCGGGCGGGAAGCACCGAACACCCGACCGAGAAGGCCCGCAGAAACACAACGCUGAGAGACCAGCGCGACUUCGGUCCAAAAAGGGGCCACGGAGGGGGCGGGGCGCCAUGUGGCUCCAGGCCAAUGGCAGGGCGAGCGGGGGUGGGGGGCGGGCCUGCGGGGUUGAGGCGGGGCGCCAGACGGCGCAAGGCCAAUGGGAGGGCGAGCGGGGGCGGGGUCACGGCGCUAAUGUGAGGCGGGGCCCCAGGCGACGUGAGGCCAAUGAGAGGGCGGGUCGGGGCGGAGGAGAGACGCCAGCCCAAUGGGAGGGUGAGAUGGAAGGGCGGGGAGCCAGGUGGCGCGAGGGCCAAUGGAAGGCCGAGUCAGAGACCGCGGGCGACGAACUAGGUCACGCGCUCUCAGAGUCGGGGCGCCUCCGCCCCGCCAGGCCUGGCGGGCGGCCCGUGGGCCUGGCCGCGCGUCUUUCUCUUCCUGCCCGCGGCCGUGGGGGCGGGGCGGCCCUCCGGGACACCUGCCUGCCCGCCCGCCCCGACGGCUGCCGUGGGCUCCUGCUGCUGCCUGGUCCCCCUAGGGCUUCCCGGCUGCCUCGACUCUCGGCCGCCCCCACGCCGCUCGUGCCCGCGGGCCCGGGCUUGCGGAAGCGCUCGGGGCUGAGGGCGCACUACUUGGCGCGGAGGUGCCCCGACGGGCGGAGGGAUUCCGCACGUAGCCGCGUCACCUGCGCCCCGCCGCGAGGGGCGGCCUCUCCGGGGCCCUAA
This is a messenger RNA of Nycticebus coucang (slow loris), 2823 nucleotides long. RefSeq names its product chaperonin containing TCP1 subunit 8 like 2 (gene CCT8L2). Bases 1 to 2823 code for a protein of 940 amino acids. Gene Ontology annotation, molecular function: ATP binding; ATP-dependent protein folding chaperone. Lineage: Eukaryota; Metazoa; Chordata; Mammalia; Primates; Lorisidae. Gene Ontology annotation, cellular component: chaperonin-containing T-complex. The record is from RefSeq and is a predicted model, not a curated record. The transcript is spliced from 4 exons. Gene Ontology annotation, biological process: protein folding.